Molecule: messenger RNA, 1325 nt
Organism: Cylicocyclus nassatus
Lineage: Eukaryota; Metazoa; Nematoda; Chromadorea; Rhabditida; Strongylidae
Source: the annotation of a GenBank genome assembly
ACAUACAUAUCAGGCUAGGGCGGGACUAUCAUCGCUGCGGUUACGCUGUAUCCUGUUAUAAAAGCACAGGAGCGUCAAGCUCAGCGUUGCGGCAUCGUCGACGACUACCUACGCGAUGGACGGCGACAAAUGCACUAAGGCACAGGCGGCUGAACACGAAAGCCUAAAACGAUUCGCGUUCGUCGGAGUCGCGGUCUCUACGAUUGCUACUCUGACCGCGAUUAUUGCUGUUCCUAUGCUCUGUAUGCACAUGCAUACUAUCCAGUCUGGCAUUCAGGAAGAGCUCUCUUAUUGUCGGACGAGGAACACCAGAAUGCGUGGAGAAUAUUCCAAGCUUGAAAGCGUUCGUACAUUGGCUACUCGAGCAAAACGGCAAUACCCUGAGCUUUGCUGCUCUUGCGGUAUCGGCGCACCGGGACCAGUUGGACCACCAGGAGAAGAUGGUGAUCCAGGACCAGAUGGAAAGCCUGGAAAACCAGGACCUCCCGGAGCUGACGCACCUAGCACCACCGCCGUGCCAACAAAAGACGAUUUCUGCUUUGAGUGCGAGCCGUCACCUCCUGGACCCGAUGGUGUUCCUGGACCUAUGGGACCGCCAGGACCACCUGGAGGACCCGGAGAGAGGGGACCCGCUGGACCUCCAGGCCAUCAAGGCCCACCUGGACCGCGUGGACCAGCCGGACCCGCAGGAGCGGAUGGAGAACCAGGACCUCGGGGGCCACCUGGACCUGUACGAACUAUGCCCUCAGAGUCUGGAAAAAUGGGACCACCAGGUGAGCCAGGACCACAAGGCCCACCUGGACCAGAAGGUCGUCCUGGACAGCCUGGCCGAAACGGACAACCCGGCCCCCAAGGAGAUCCGGGAGCAGAUGGACCCGACGGGAAGAACGGAGAAAAUGGACCACCAGGACCCCCUGGAAAGGAUGGAGCAAAGGGAUCAUGCGAUCACUGUCCUGUUGCACGUACUCCACCAGGCUAUUAGUUGCAUUGUUUUUGUAUAUAAAAAUUCUCCAAAAAUAGUUCUUCCUUAUUUUUCUGAAUCGUGUGUGAAGCAAGAACACCUUGCAAGACUCUUUCGAAGGAUAGAUGAACCUCCAAGUCCUUUGUUUGUGAUUCCUGUGUUGACAUGGAAUGAAGUACUGCCAAAAUUCUCAAUGACUGCCCUCUUUGUUAAUUUUACGAAAGAUUUUGCGGCAAAGGUACAGAUGAGUGUCUUAGGAUUAUUGAAUUCAAUUCUCCCCUUCAUAUCCUCUGCGCAAUGCAAGCAUUUGAUUAUUGUUUAAAUAAAGUUACGUAUGUCGGCACAAGUGCACUUCCCGCAAUUC